Molecule: messenger RNA, 4452 nt
Organism: Urocitellus parryii (Arctic ground squirrel)
Lineage: Eukaryota; Metazoa; Chordata; Mammalia; Rodentia; Sciuridae
Gene: Ptgr3
Product: prostaglandin reductase 3
Cellular component (GO): mitochondrion
Molecular function (GO): 15-oxoprostaglandin 13-reductase [NAD(P)+] activity; zinc ion binding
Source: RefSeq, a predicted model, not a curated record
GCCGCCGCCGCUCGGGGCCGCGGCAACCGCCGGAGCGCGGGCCCCCACGCUGGCCGCCCCCCUCCCCCGAAGGAGUCAAAUCCGGCUCCCGAGCGUGGGGAGGGUGGGGAUAUCCGGUGCCUCUCCCGCGCCGGGAGGAGGGGGAGGGCGGAGAGGCUCCUCGGCCAGUCUGCGCCGAGCAGAUUCAAACCAAAACAAAAAGAUUAAAGGAGCUGCGCCGGGGCGGCCUCGGUCCCCGGCUGGGACGCGGGAGCAGGCGCGCCCGGGCUCCGCUGGUGCUGCGCCGACGCUGAGCGCGGCGGGCCGGGGGCGGGGACCGGAGCCGGGUGUCUAGGGAAGGGGGAGCGAGGGGAGGGCGCCGGCCAGAGGAGGGGCGGACCCGCCCGCCCGCGCCGAGCCGAGUCGGGCGGCCCAGGCUGGGCGUGACCCCGCCGGCUUCAGCGCGGAGAGCGGGCGGAGGCGAGCGAGGGCUAUGCUGCGGCUGGCGCACGGCGGGGCUCGGGCCAUCGUGGACUUGUCGUACGCCCGCCACUUCCUGGACUUCCAGGGCUCCGCCAUCCCCCGAGCCAUGCAGAAGCUGGUGGUGACUCGGCUGAGCCCCAACUUCCGCGAGGCCGUCACCCUGCGCCGGGACUGCCCGGUGCCUCUCCCCGGGGACGGAGACCUCCUCGUCCGGAACCGAUUUGUUGGCAUUAAUGCAUCUGACAUCAACUAUUCUGCUGGCCGCUAUGACCCAUCGGUGAAGCCCCCCUUUGACAUAGGUUUCGAGGGCAUUGGUGAGGUGGUGGCCUUAGGCCUCUCUGCCAGUGCCACACACUCCGUGGGCCAGGCCGUGGCUUACGUGACACCUGGUUCCUUUGCAGAGUACACAGUUGUGCCUGCCAGCAUUGCCACUCCAGUGCCCUCGGUGAAACCCGAGUACCUCACCCUGCUGGUAAGUGGCACCACUGCAUAUAUCAGCCUGAACGAGCUGGGAGAACUGUCAGAAGGGAAGAAAGUUUUGGUGACAGCAGCAGCUGGGGGGACGGGCCAGUUUGCUGUGCAGCUUUCAAAGAAGGCAAAGUGCCAUGUAAUUGGAACGUGCUCUUCUGAUGAAAAGUCUGCUUUUCUGAAGUCUGUCGGGUGCGAUCGCCCUGUCAACUAUAAGACCGAGUCCCUCGGAACCGUCCUCCGGCAGGAGUACCCGGAUGGUGUGGAUGUGGUCUAUGAAUCUGUUGGGGGAGCCAUGUUUGACUUGGCCUUAGAUGCCUUGGCUACCAGAGGGCGCUUGAUAGUAAUCGGGUUUAUCUCUGGCUACCAAAGUCCUGCUGGCCUCUCGCCUGUGAAAGCAGCAACACUGCCCGCCAAGCUGCUGAAGAAGUCUGCCAGCGUCCAGGGCUUCUUCCUGAACCAUUACCUCUCCAAGUACCCGGCGGCCAUGAAGCACUUGCUUAAGCUGCAGGCCAGUGGGGACCUGGUCUGUGAGGUGGACCUGGGAGACCUCUCUCCAGGGGGCAGGUUUACGGGUCUGGACUCUGUAUUCCGGGCUGUCGAUUAUAUGUACAUGGGAAAAAAUACUGGAAAAAUUGUCGUUGAAUUACCUCACUCUGUCAACAGUAAGCUGUAAAAACUGAACAAUGAUAUAAAUCAAAGGAGAAAGAAAACGAGCACUUUAUGCCCGAGAAUUACUCAAAUCCAUUUAUUUUUAGUUUGUGAUAGAUAUAAUAUUUUUUAAAACAAAAGUAAGGUGUUAAUGAGUCUCUCCAUUCCUCCCUCCCUCCCCUUCCCUCUCUCUCUCUCCCUCCUCCUCCUCCCCCUCCUUCCUUGGGAAAAAAAGUGCCAAUAAAAGUUCCCUCCAUACUCAGAGGUAAAACGUUUACAUUCGAUUCUUUAGUCAUGGACGGUCUCAUUCCAGAUUUUAUUGUUCCAGGGAAGUAAAUUAAUUCCUGAUGCAGGACCUGAUCGAAUCAGUAUGUCCUCAGCUUGAUGAGAUUUUAAAAUCAGUCUUGAAAACAGUUCACAAAGCUGCCUCUGCUCUGGGAGAGCCUGCUCUUAUGCUAAUGAGCAGCUCAAAAGUGAGAGGUGCCACAGGUCCCACUGUUGUACUGUCCUAUCCUCCAGAAUAGGGCCCCCCUUUGUCUGCAGAGCCUUAACCAGCUAUGUACCUAGACAUUUUGGGCAGGAUUCUCCCCAGAUUCAAUGUUGGUAUUAGAUGAUUCCAAAAACACAGACCUGUCUUCCAGAAGUACCCUUUAUUUGAUGGGCUUCAUCCACAGUCAUCCUGGUAAGCUGUGUUGCAGUGUGAGAAAUGUCCCUGUUAUUGUGAGAAGAGAAUUGAUAUUGAAAACUUAUAGACACAGAAAAUAGGUUCUGCAAAGGGAAACCGCAGAGUUUGAAGGGACUUUUAAGAAUUCACGUGCACAGGAAGGGAAAUGUGUGUGCUGUGUUUAUGGUGCAGGUGUGCGUGAUGCAGCGUGGACUGCAGGAGGACACAGCUUGGGCAUACGCAGGGGAUGGUAAUGAGGGAGCACAGGUCACACAGCUCCAUGCUUUCAGGGACYGAGUGUCCAUAAUACUACACUUGCUUCUCAUGGGAGGCUUUCAGACGUAGAACAAGGGUCUGAUCUCUGGUCAUGGAAACAGAACAGCAGUCACUGACCCUCCUGUUUCAUGUCCAGCAUUCUGCUGGAAGGAGAUGGGUUUUGUCACUGCUGCCUGAUGGCACACACCAUCCACCAACCACACAUGAGAAGCAGAGCGACAUGUGCCUCCUCUCCCGAAUCAUGCCAACGCUGAUCCACUUGCCUCUUAACCUCCGGCGCCCGGAGGCUGCUGCUGCUUUCAUCAUUAAGUCGAAAUCCCACAGUGCCUUUCUAAUUGAAGGUGAAGCCCACCAGAUUAUUUUGCAGAGUCUUGGGUUUCAGUGCAUCGAACAUGCUCAAUAAAUAUGAACGCAAUUAAAGAUGCUCCAGGAAAGUUGGGGAGCCGAUGUAAUUCUUCCCUUGCAUCUGAGGAGCAAGGAAAUCCUACUGCUGAAGAGCUGUUAGUAUCUAUUUUACAAGAUUUACUCAUUUUCAGGUACCUAAUGUAGCUGCUAGCAUGCAUGCACAACAAUACAAUUUAUAUGGUAAAUGGAACCAAAUAAUGGCUUCACUGAAUGUUAUGGCUGUACUGAAGGGAAAUGUCACGGUAAAUAGCUGCCAAAUUAUGGAUCAUGCCGAAGUGUCACAACUGCACUAAAGACAAAUAGCACUAGAGGCUAUUGCCACUGUGACGCUUUUGAGUUAUGAAGAAGGGUAGCGGCCUGAUGCGAGGCUCUUUGUGUCCUCAUCAUAGCAAAGGGCUCCUGGUGCAGGGGACAAGAAAGCUCGUCCAAUGUGGUGCUUAGUUAUUAAUCUGUCCCUCUCAGAYCUAACAGCUGUGGCAAAACAGAAAGAGACUUUGCCUUGCUCUUGAGUGCGCAAACAAACAAAGCAGGGGAAACAGGUUUUAUGAAUCUAACUGCGCACAGGAAGUGACUGGUAAUGGAAAAAUUUUGUAAUAAAAUAAUCUAAUCAAAGAAUAUUAUUAAAUUUAACAUAGUAUGUGUCUGAAAGGCUUAGUUGCUUCUUAUGCAGAUAGAUGUGUGAAAUCUAAGCAAUAAUGCACUUUCUCCCUCUGUAAGGACUUGACUGAGGACAUUACCAACUAAAUUGCUUCUUCUAAACUGAAGUGAGUCCCGGUUUCUUUCAUUUUAAUAGGAGAGUAAUAAAGAUGAAAGACCAACAUUUUAUCUGAUGGAUCCCUUAAGCUACAGAAUAGAAAUUUAUUAUGUUUUGAGGGUAUAUACAAAAUUCAGAUCUGUAAAAAUAAAAUCUGAACACCCAGGUUUAAAAUAAAACAUAAUCUGAAAACCUCAUGUUCUCUGUCCCCAAACUGAGAAGUUACGGUGCAUGCUGUUUUCAUUUAUUCUUAGAAAACAAGCAUGAAAGAUUCCGCCUAUUCAGAUAAUGCCAAAAAUAUGUUUAAACUUUUGUUUUAUUCUUUUGAAAAAUGAUUUGUAAAUUGAGGGUCAURGUUCAGCAUCAGUCUCACCCUCUGGGAUUGUUGUUCAAGCCCAGUCUCUUUGGGGGAGGUGAAAUGGUGUGAGGGUCCCAACACCUUUCCUCUCAACUGUAUUACAUAUCAUGAAAAGUGCAUCCAUAAUUCAGCACCAUUGUCAGUCUUUGCUUUAGAGAAGGGGCCAGGGCAGAACAAUCACAGUGGAUAAAUCAUUUCUCGGUUCUCAGUGUGGCCUUCUCUGCAUGUUGGGCUUAAGGUCACUGGCCGGGCAGGAUGGCAGGAGCUUGCUCUUGAGAGACCACGACAACCCAAUGAUCUGUUACCAUUCAAUUCUGACUUCUCCUUCGGUGCCUUUUUCCCUACAAAAAAUACCAAUAUCAUUUCCAAUCCCUUUGACAAUGACUAUUGUUGUUGACUGAUCAGCAUUAAAAA